AUGCACGGAACUGGUCGCCAUCGAUGGGAGCUGAGCGAUAGCGAUGCGAAGACAGCACUCUUGUUCUGGUACCUGUGCGAGCUGUUCUACGUAAUAGCGAACUGUCUGCUCAAGUUUGCCAUCGGCUACUUCUACCUGCGGGUCGCGAUUGAGCGCUGGCAUAUCUGGGCCAUCAGAAUACUCAUGCUAGGCACUGUACUAUGCGGUCUUGUCUACUUCUUUCUAGUCUUGCUUCAAUGCAUUCCUAUUUCGGAUUUUUGGAACGUGCAUCCUGCCUCCGACAGAUGCAUACACAACGGACCAACUCUGGGCAUUACCUAUGCCCUCGCUGCCAUCAACGCAAUGGCUGAUUGGGCAUUCGGCUUGCUUCCUUUCUUUAUCGUCUGGGGCUUAGAGAUGAGAACGAAGACAAAGCUAUUGGUCGCAGGUAUCCUUGCAUUCGCAGCAAUCGGAAGCACCGGUACUGCCAUCCGUAUGGCGUACAUUCACACCCUCGUCCAAGGCCCCGAUUUCUUGUAUGCUACCACCGACGUCGCCUUAUGGAGCACUAUCGAACCUGGCAUCGGCAUCACCGCCGGAAGCAUCGCGACACUCCGUCCGCUCGUCCGCCACUGUCUAUGGAAGAUGGGUCUAGCCGACGCACCCCGUGAAGAACGAGGCCGCAACUACUAUCCUUCAGAAGAAGGUGGUCGCAAACGAAAACAUCGCCGCGGAUAUCGCCGUAGCCUGAGUCCUUCCGAUCUGGUGCCUACGAUACCUGGCAACAUGACCACCAUACAGAUCCAUGGACCUCACGAUAUAGACCUGGAAGAGAAUCUGUCCCCGCCAAAAAUUGUUGUCACAGAUGAAGAUGUCCCGGAAACUCCAGAGGGUCAGAUUAUACACACGGUCACGGUUCAACAACAAUAUGAAGGCCCUGCAAGGCUUCCUGAGGCACCUCCGAGGCUGCAACUGCGCGAUAGCUUGAGGCAUAGUUUCACGCGCGGAACAACCGAUGGCGAGCUACCCGCCUUACCACCCAACAAAGAAAUCCUCGCCUCCGCCAUCCGCAUGACAAACAUUACCCGCUUCAUCCACCUCCUCUCCCACGCCAAAGCCCUAAUCACCCACCACGGCCCAUACACCACCCUGCCCGCCACAUCAGUCUUCACACGCUCUCUCCGACCACCCAAAGUCCUUCCUGCCUCUUCGCCCUCCCUCAGAAACCUGGCCCUUUCCUUAGCUGCCGCCCAAGACAGCACCUACAGCGCCCAACCGCCCAGCCCCACAAAAUCCGAUCUCGACUUCUUCACCCUCCUCUGGGACAGUUCCAUCGUCGUUCUCGAAGACAUCCUAUCAGUAGGCGAUUUACCACAAGAGUCCUUCGGCUGGGGCAUCUUCGGUCUGGCAGCGGGAGUCACUAUGACAGAGCACGCGCUCACUCCAGCUACCGUCAACUCUUCUUUCUCACGAAACACCAUGCAGGACGCUGCACUAUCCGUACCGAGCCCGAUAGUCCAAGACGCCAUGUUCUUCACCCUUUUGAAUCGCGACGUACGCAUGAGCAUCUACGACUUUCUUUAUGCAUGGCUCCCGCCUCUACCUUACAAGAAGCGCUGGCGGAAAGAAGAAGAUUGCCGUGGUAUGGUAUUGGCUUGCAAGCAAGCUAGCAUAGAGCUUUCUGAAGCAGCGGCUCGUCACUUAAAAGGAUUCUUCGAUGAAUUCUGCAAGGAUUUCGAGAAAGAGCGUGGACAUGCAAUUGAGUUAUACGGAGCCAUCCCGCUCCACCAGGGAUGGAAGGCGCUGCAAUCCGUCACGUUCACCCUGGACAUCAGCUUCUUCAACGAAGCUCUCGCUGAGCUUGCGAUGAUCCCCGAGGCUGAGAAAGAUAACUGGCGCCACGGACAGGUGGCACAGAAGCUCACACUCGACGCCAGUGAAGGCUGGGGUCGCAAAAUCUCCGCAUGGCGCGCACUUCUCUUCCAUCCGUUCGACAAGGUCACACUCUUGAUCACUGAUGCGUCCGAGGAAACCGAUCAAGACAAAAACGUCCGGAUCGAAGAGUAUCGUAGCAUCGUUAGUAUGCUGCGAGACAGCCUAGACGGCAUGGGCGAAAAUUGCGGGCACGACUGGCUCAUGUACCAACACGCGCUAGACUGGGCUGUGAUUUGCGAACAAGAAGACGACUUUUCUCCUCCUCCUGCUCGUUAUUUCGACAAGUACGGCGAAUACGACGAUACGCCAAAGCGCAAAUGGUACAAAUCUGCAGAACUGUUCCGCUUCGCGCGCGUGCAGUACGAGCGGCUCGGCAAUAGGGGCUCACGAAGGGAAGUCCAGAAAGCUGCUCUUCGCGACUAUAUUAGAACGGGCCAACGCAUCCAAACUAAGCAGAUCAAUUUCGCUUGGAACUUUCUGCCUAGCGGCAAGCUCACGCCGAAGAAACUUGUUGGUAAGAUGCACACCUACACCGCGGAACACGCAGAAGAAAUGCGUAGGAAAGAUCAGCUUCGCGAGCUCAAAUAUGAGAACAUGUGGCCGCACAAGUACGAGGUGGCGGCUGCAGAUGGGUUAGUUGGUGAAAUGGGUAUCCGCCAUCCCAAGCGCUGGGUUUUGGCGAGUGAAGAGUAUUGCGAGUACUAUGGUUUCAUGGAACAGUUGAAAGAGGCAGAGCAUGUGGAGAGUAAGGGCAUUGGGAUGCCGCUGUGGAAGGCGAAACCAAAGGUUGGAAAGGUGGAGGCAGAUAAAGGGGUUAAGGAAACAGCUGAUGUAGAGGCUGAGCAGGAGAUUGACGAGGACGUUCAGGAGGAAGUCAAGGAAGACGUUGUCAUCGAGGUCGAGGAAGAGAUGUGGGAAGAGUCUGAGUCAGAAUCUGAGGAUGAGGAUGAGGGUUACAGUGACGAAGAUGACGACGAUGACGAAGAAGAUGGCGACGACGACGAGGAUGAUGAAGAGGAUGACGACGAAGAGGAAGAUAAUGGUGGGAUUCAGGACGAGGAUGGACCUGGCUUCCAGGCUGCGAUUCGCGGUGGGAAACAAACCAAGAUACCGGAUUUCUGGAAAAAGGCGUAG
Alternaria ethzedia is the source of this 3048-nucleotide messenger RNA. RefSeq lists its product as uncharacterized. The transcript is spliced from 6 exons. NCBI's taxonomy places the organism in Eukaryota, Fungi, Ascomycota, Dothideomycetes, Pleosporales, Pleosporaceae. The coding region runs from base 1 to 3048 and encodes 1015 amino acids. The record is from RefSeq and is a predicted model, not a curated record.